Molecule: messenger RNA, 402 nt
Organism: Ostertagia ostertagi
Lineage: Eukaryota; Metazoa; Nematoda; Chromadorea; Rhabditida; Trichostrongylidae
Source: the annotation of a GenBank genome assembly
AUGCAACAACACCGUGUGUGUCUGCGGCUUCCGAAGAGAACGAAAAGCUGCAUUCGUGGUGGUGAGCUGAUUCUCCGCCUAUCAUCGUUCCCAUUUAUGCUCAUCUCUGUAUCGUAUACGAAAAUCUUCUACACGGUAUCGAAUCAUCGAAGUCUCGCCGUUGAUGCUCAUAUUCGAGAUGAACGAAUCAAGCUUCGUGUGGCGACGAUGAUGUUGACUGUCAUCGUGGUGUUCGCAUUGUGUUGGCUGCCCUUAUACGCACCUUCUUCUAGGUCUCGAGUUUCGUUAUUUUUAUUAGAACUAGUCUUAUGGGAUCACCACAAACCAUUAAUGUCCACAAGGACGCGCCGACGCGCAAAGCAAUUUGAUAAUGCCAUAGGGGCAAAAAGCGGCUCCAAGGCG